AUGGCUCUACUACUGAAUCUCAUAAGGCAACUGCUAGAAUACUUUGGUGUACCAGCUGAUCAGUUCAUACCAAGGUGGGAAGCUCAUAUAGACAAUAGCAGCAUUGUCCGUAUGAUUGAAACAUGUCUUCCUUCAACCCCCUUCUCAAGAAGGCACUUUCAGCAGAUUAUAUCAGUUUGGCAAAGUAAGGAAUAUGGAUCUACGCGAAGCAUUGUUCGUAGACUUGGGACAGUUCUUUCUUUAGAACCUUGUCCAAGACCUCACUUUCAGAUGGUCCAAGACCUGAAUUCUUUGGAUUAUGACGAACGAAGUACAACACCAAAUCCUGUAGUUCCAUCUCUUGGUGAUAUUCUGAGGGUGGUAAAUGAUGAGGGAGAAUCUUUUGCUAGAUUUAGGGCUGAAUCAAGGGGAAAGGAAAUAAUUACAGUUGACCAUGAUGUAUCUCCAGCUAUAGUUUCCUUGCCAACUGUUCUAAAAAAUAGAGCAGAGAAAGAAAAUCUUGUGAAUGAAGAAGCAAUUAAAAAAAUUUCUGCACUUGAAAAUGAGUUAACCCUUCUUCGUGCCCAGAUUGCUGCAAUUGUUGCAGUGCAAGGAUCAAGAAAUAGUAAUCAAUCAAGUUCAGAUGUCUUGAAUUCAUUUGGCAUUCCAAGUGGUUCUUUCCCAGUGCCAGCAAUGACUUCUACUCCAUUGUUCACCGCACCAGAUCACUUUGUAAUUCCUCCACCUCCCCCACUUCCCUCCAUAGCACCAUCUGGCUUUGAAGCCAGUAAUUCAGCAAUUGAACUUAUUAAACAACGUCGUGCUGCAAGUAAGACCAGCUCAACAACUGUUGACAAAACUGAACACCAGAAGACCCAGGGUGUUCUUAGUAUGAUGGAUGUUUUGAAGGAUAUAAACAAAAUCCGACUGCGAACUAUUGAGAAGUCACCUGGCGGUACACCUCUUCCUAAGACAAGAAAAAGGAGGAGUUCACAGUGGGAUCCAGCAGCUCUAAUAGCUCAGGCUCUAAAGCAGAAAUUUGCACAUCAAAAUGGCAAUGAUUCAUUGGACAAAGAAAACAGAUCUUGUGACUCCUCCCCGUUUUCCAGUCCAGAAGCCCCUCUGGUUGGACGUCACAUUUUGAAGCCGAAUUCAAAGAACAACCUCAUAAAAGCUGAGGAAGUAACACAGGUAUCAACAGCAAAAGCAAGGGUACAUAUUUAA
Emys orbicularis (European pond turtle) is the source of this 1203-nucleotide messenger RNA. RefSeq names its product mitochondrial fission regulator 2 (gene MTFR2). The coding region runs from base 1 to 1203 and encodes 400 amino acids. Gene Ontology annotation, biological process: mitochondrial fission; aerobic respiration. The record is from RefSeq and is a predicted model, not a curated record. The transcript is spliced from 8 exons. Lineage: Eukaryota; Metazoa; Chordata; Testudines; Emydidae. Gene Ontology annotation, cellular component: mitochondrion.